AUGGUCUGCCAGAGACAACUGGGUGAGGCAAUGAGGCUAAGUCGCUUAUGCUCACUUCAUCCGCGGCGUGGACAACUCUUGCCAGCUGGCAAGCGCGCAUUCAGCCAGACGGACCCCAAGCAGAGUGGAGUCGAAGUCAACGUUGUCAAACUUCGGCCCUCGAGCAGGUUGCCCUGGGUGUCAGCAGCACUUGCGGCCUCGUGCGCAGGCAUUUACGCGCUUGUGGUACAGAAGCAGCGGUGGGACCGAGAAGCUCAAUUAAUGAAGGAAGCUGACGAAGCUGAACUGCGCAGAGCGAGGAUGGAAGCCGAAGCUGCUGCAGCGGCGACUGCUGAAGCAGAGGCGCAAGCUGCGCAAGCAAAGGCCGCGAGGGAAGAUGCAGAGCGAAUCCAGAAGGCGGCGAUCGCCAAGGAGUCGCAAGAGGCACAGGAAAGGGCACGAAAGGACUUGGAGCGGCGACACGCUGAAUUUGCAGCCGUAGCUGGGCAAUGCUCCCAGUUACUGGCAGAUCUCAAACUGGUGGUGGAGGCUACAGACUACGUUGAAGUGGCUCCGCACACGGAAGGCCUGUCAGAAUUUAUGCAGCUUGCGCAGGCUUUCGUUGAUGGAGAGUCCUUCAAAUCCCUGCAGGAAUCGUCACUGGACGGAAUGGCUGAGCUAACAGCCCAGUGCGCUUAUGCCUUGUCAGCGGCCAAAGAUCACCUGGCGAAACUGUCCAAAGCACAGGCUGCAGAGAGGCUUUAUGAAGCAGCAGCAGCCGAAAUGCGUGCUGAAAGGCAAAAAUGGCUUUUGGGUGAAGAUGUGGAUGCACAUGCUUUGGGAAGUGCCCUUGGUCGUGCACAAGAUGCGUUGUCCGAGCUGAGAAGUUGUGGCCUGGAGAUGAGCUUAGAGACCAUAGAUGGAAGCCAAGUUUCGGCUGCACAAUCGGUUCUUUCAGAGCUUGAGGAGGCGAGGCAGAAAGAGCAAGGCUGGGAGCAGAAUAGACAAGCACUGCAAAGUGCAGUUGCAGCUCAGGAUGCUGCUGCUUGUGAAAGUGCUUUGAAGGAGGCCAGUAAUGCGGAUUGCCCGCUAUCAGCUGCCAUGGCGCUUGCUGAGGAGAUGAGCCUCCCAAGACAGAUUGACAUAUCUGAGGUCGCGAAAGGCAUGCAACUAGCACCUCUUUCAGAGCAGAGUGGCGAAGUCGACUAUGUUGCAGCAGCUGCAGCAGCCAGUUCUUUCGUAAGCAGCUCCGAAUUGUCGGACCAGGCCUCCUCCUUGGCUAAAGAGAUUGCCACUCAGUACGUGCUGGAUAAGCAAGAACUCGCACAUGCUUCGCAGUUGCUGUUGCCAGAAUGGGCGAAUCAAUGCUCUCAGAAAACCACUCAGCUCUCCCGUGCUUUUGCUGGCCAGAAAUCGAAGCAGAAGCUGCAGCUCAUUCAGGACUUCCAGCAAACUGCUGCCGAUCGCCGCAAGCAGGCGAUCAGAGAAGCCAUGGGUGAGGUGCAAGACGAAGUUGAGAAGGACAUCUAUAGUUUGCAGUCGGCGCAGAUGCAAGCUCUCUGGGCAGAACUAGCCCAAGUUCGCGGCAGCUUUGACGACCAGUUGCGCAGCUUGGGGCAGGCCCCUGAGCGACUGCAGCAGCUAUGGAGCUCUGACAGAAGUCCAGACGCCCAGGCUAAGAGUGCCAGUCUCUCAACACUGAACCUUCUAGCUCUGAGAGAAGCAAGCAGGGAGGAGCAUGCAGAGAGCACUGACGCAUUCGCCAGCAGCGUAACAGCUCGUGUGAUAACGGAGCUGACGGCGCUUGGAAAGGGUAGCGUCAAAGAGAUUCCAACACAGCAGGAGCUGCAGCGGUCCUUCCACGACGAGUUGCCAAAGCUUGUCGCUGCAGUCUUUGAACCCCGAACUGGGCUUGCCAGUAGCUUUGUUGGCCGAAUAUUCGGUAUGAUGUAUGUGCUGAGAAGUGAGCAAGAGGAGGCAUCAACACACGCUGCUCUGGAGUCCAGACUCGGACAACGCAUUCCGACAGUCGCGCCUGAGGAUGGCGUACACAGGCAGAACCAAAAGAACAAUCUCCGCACGCUGGCCUUGGCAAUGCACUUAGUGGACACCGGUCGCUUGGCAGAAGCGGUUGACACUUUGGACGGCUCUUUGAGGGGCCCUUGUCGCUCUCUGGCCCAUGGAUGGAUGUCGCUUGCACGCAUGAGCUUGCUACUGCAGCAGGCAUCUGAAGCUUUGCUUGCUCGAUCCCUGUGCCUUAAUGCCGGCCUGUCGGACUAG
Messenger RNA from Symbiodinium necroappetens, 2259 nucleotides. The record is from the annotation of a GenBank genome assembly. Lineage: Eukaryota; Dinophyceae; Suessiales; Symbiodiniaceae.